Messenger RNA from Durio zibethinus, 1694 nucleotides. The record is from RefSeq and is a predicted model, not a curated record. NCBI's taxonomy places the organism in Eukaryota, Viridiplantae, Streptophyta, Magnoliopsida, Malvales, Malvaceae.
AACGCAUGAUUAGGGGAGGGUAGGGCUCGGUUCUUAAUGUCGGGCUAGGUCACCAUAGAUUCAGUUUGUUGAAAAAGGGCUUUGUAAUUUUGGGUCAUUUAAUCCGUGGAUGCCAUUCAAACUGUCGGAUCAAGGUCCAUGUUGGAUCCAAUUAUACCAACUUAAACGACGCCCCACCGCUGAUUUUCUUGUUGGAACACACGUGGACGAUUAGGAUGCGGAUAUAGGUUAUUGAAAGAAAGCUUCACGAGGUUCAGUUUAGAGGGUAGGUGAAAAUCUGAAAAACGCGUGUUUAACAACCAAACGCCAAAAUUCUUUGAAGAAUGAGAAGAGCCUGGGGUUUUCUUUGUCUUCUUAAAGCGAUUUCGUAACUGUUGUUACAAAUGAGGGUUAGAAGUUACAGUUACAGUCCCUCACCACCAAGGGAUUACAGUAGAGGCGUCGCAGCCCUAGCCCUAGGGGUCACUAUGGAGGUCAUGGUAGAGAUCUUCCCACCAGUCUUCUGGUUCGCAGCCUUCGCCAUGACUGCAGGUUUAUUGCAAAUGAGGGGUAGAAGUUACAGUUACAGUCCCUCACCACCAAGGGAUUACAUUAGGAGGCGUCGCAGCCCUAGCCCUAGGGGUCACUAUGGAGGUCAUGACCAGAAGAUCUCCAUGGACCUUUUGGGCAGUUUGGUUCAAGGAUAUCUACCUGCCUCAAGAUUAUUAUAACGGGGAACCACGUGGUUUUGGAUUUGUCCAGCAUCUAGAUCCUGCUGGUACUGCUGAUGCAAAAUAUCAUGUGGAUGGUUAUGUUCUUCUUUGCCGAGAACUUACUGUUGUAUUUGCUGAGGAAAACAGGAAGAAGCCAUCAGAAAUGAGGGCAAGACAACACAGAAGGAGUUGGGCAUAUAGGCGCUCCCCACUUCAUUAUCUCGAUCACCAUAAUAUGCUUGAAGUUACUGCUGCAGUCCACAGUAUUAUUCUCCUCCUAGGCAAAGACAUUACUAAAGGUCAAUUUCACCCAGUGAUAGAAGAUACAGAGGGCGUUCGUACUCAAGGUCACCCUAUGGCUCAAGGAGACCAAGCCAGAGCUUUAGUAGGAGGAGGAGCUGAAGUCUGGACUAAUCUAGGUGACUGAUUUGAAGGUGUCUGGGUUAGUAUGCGUGGGACAUAUUUCUAUGCUAGUUCUCUGGAUAAUUAGUUUAGAUAUGCUUCAGCAAUGUAUGACUGACCACAAAGUUUAUUUAGUUUCUACUGCUGAUUAUGGGUAGUAAUAAUGUUAACACAUAGACACGCUAUUUUGAAUCCUCUAUGUUGACAAGAUUGCCAUCCUUAAAUGAUCUUUAUGAACAUUUUUUAUUCCAUUUUUUUGCAUGAAUUAGUAGAUGCUUGUUUGUGAAUUGUGAUGGAACUCCUCCCCUGAUUUGGUCUAAUAUGUGAUACACAGUUGAUCUUUUUUAUUGUUCUUUGUCAUAGAUUUUGUUGCCACAUUCAAGAACUUGAUAAUUAUUGUCACAUAAGGGUUAAAGAGACUGGUUGUUAAAGGGUUAGGAUAGAAUAUGCCUAUUUCCAUAUAUAUAUAUAUAUAUAUAUAUAUAUAUGUGACUACUCUUUCUUUCGUUGUUGUUGUUCCAAAGUCAGUCUGCGCUAAUAUGUUGAUGUUGUUAAUUGAUUAAAGAGUUGAUAGCUUCAUGCCAAUGUUGUUAACUGCUG